AUGUCUUUCGGCUUUGGAAGUGGAGGAGGGUUCGGGCAGAACAACCAGGCUUCGAGCUUUGGUUCCUCUGCAUUCGGCGCCAAUAAUAAUACUGGAGGAGGCUUUGGAUCCACCGGCACCCCUGCUUUUGGAUCUGGAAAUACUGGAACCACUGGCGGGAGCUUGUUCGGUGGUAACACGACCAGUAGCUUCGGCUCCGGUGGCGGUGGAGCAUUCGGUACCAACACCAAUAACAAUCAACAACCUGGUUCAGUUUUCGGACAACAACAAAACCGUCCUGGCGGCUUUGGAACUACCAACACAACAACAACACCAGCCGCUGGGGGCAUGUUUGGCGGCGGCAACAACGCCACUACAGGGAACACUGCAUUCGGCUCUGGGGGUGGAUUCGGAACUGGAGCUGCCGGUGGUGCCUUCGGUACCAACACAAAUACCAACACUGCUGGAGGCCUUUUCGGAAAGACCGCUAGUCCAAGCGGCUUUGGCACCUCGAACACCGCUGGUGGUUUUGGCAGCGGUGGUGGUGGUUUUGGAGCAACCAAUACAACAACGCCUAGCACUGGAUUUGGUUCCACCGGCACUGCCUUCCAAGGUGCCCUGGCUCCCUGCGAAGGCACAGGCAGCACUCCAUUCAGCCCAUUCACCGAGAAGGACGCCAAUUCAACUGCAACCAACAAUUAUCAUAGCAUCAGUUUUAUGCAACCCUACAGCAAAUUUUCUUUUGAAGAGUUACGACUAGCCGAUUAUCAGCAAGGACGUCGCUUCGGUAACGGAAGUGGUCAGGGUGCCGGUGCCUUUGGCUCUACUGCGUUCGGUUCUAGCACCGGUGGUGGCUUUGGAACUCAACAACAAAAUACUGGGUUCGGAUCCAGCAGUACUACUCCUUUCGGUGGCGCUGCUGCUACAAGUGCACCCGGCGCAUUCGGCCAAACACAAACUGCUGGCGCAUUUGGAUCAUCAAACUCGAACCCAUUGUUUGGCGGAGCCAAACCUGCAACCCCGAUGUUCGGAAGUACGCCAACCACAGGUGCAGCUCAGCCAUCCGGCUUUGGCACUGGGAACACAACUGGUGGAGCAUUUGGAAACACAGGUUCUACUGGUGCCUUCGGAAACACUGGGAGCUCCUUGUUCGGUCAAAACACCCAACAGAACAAGCCAGCUUUUGGUGCUCCAGCAGCCACCAACACUACAGGUGCCUUUGGUGGAUUUGGUAGCCAACAGACAACGGCUCCUGCCAAUGCCUUCGGCAGUACCACUGCUACAGCCCCGGCUUUCGGCCAGCAACAGGCUGGAGCGAAUACCCUAGGCGCAUUUGGAGCGCAAAAUCAAACCCAAAACAAGCCAGGGGGUUUGUUUGGAGGUGGCACUGGAGGUGGUUUCGGCUCAAGCACCACCCAACAGAGUACCGGCGGUGGCUUGUUCGGUGGUGGUAACACCUCUGGAACCGGAACAACUGGCGGUGGCUUGUUCGGCCAGCAACAAAACCAACAGCAGCAACAGCAACAGCCUGCCGCUGGCGGUGGACUUUUCGGAGGAGGCCAAUCUACAAACACCGGCGGUGGGCUUUUCGGCAGUUCGCAGAAUCAGCAGCAGCCAAAGCCUGCUGGAGGACUUUUCGGUGGUGGCUCUUCUACUGGAACUGGCGGUGGUUUAGGUUUUGGCACCAGCCAGCCUCAGCAGAAUACUAGUGGUGGUUUGUUCGGCAAUACGCAAAGCCAGCAGCAACCGAAGCCCGGUGGCAUGUUCGGUUCUACUAGUGGUACUGGUGGUCUGUUCGGUCAAGGCUCCACCGGUCAGAACACCAGUGGUGGGUUCUUUGGAAGCCAAAGCCAACAGCAGCAGCCGGCCAAUAAUAGCUUAUUCGGUGCUUCUCAGCCCGCCCAGCAACAACCCCAACAGCCCGUUCCUGGCAGUUUGACCUCAUCGCUUCUUGAUGGCAAUCCAUAUGGAAGUCAGUCUAUUUUCUCUGGCCUUCCAGGCCCCAAUGCGCCAUCUCCUGGUCCUCUGGCCACCCCGCUCUCUGCUAGCCAGAGACAGAAACGCCGUACCCCCUUGCCAGUCUACAACAUGACGCCUGGGGCCGCCAAUCGCCUUAUUACCCCUCCCAAGAGAAACCAGGGCUACGGAUUCUCCUACUCCACCUAUGGGUCACCAGCCAGUGCAAGCAGCACUCCUGGGUUCAGCAACAGCUUGUUAGGCUCUGGACCUAGCAGUGGUAGCCUCCGUGGCAGUGUCGGUGGUAGCUUUGGUCGUAGCUUCAGCAAGAGUUACUCCACCAGCAACCUUCGCAACUCUUUCAACCCUGACUCCGACAGUGUCUUGUCUCCGGGCGCCCUGCAAGUUGGCAGUGGACGUGGUAGCGGCGACAAGCUGAAGAAACUUCAAAUUGACCGCAGCCUGCGAAAUGAUUUGUUCACUCGUCCCUCUACCUCAUCUCCAGCUCCCAUCACCAACGGUGAGGAUGUAUCUCAUUCUACUGACAAGCUGAAGAAGAAGGUCAGCUUUGACUCCACCUCCCCUGGCGUGUCAGGUGGUGAGCUUGUUCGCGUGGAGUCUAAGAGCCCUGAGCCAACUCCUCAAGAACUCGGUUUCCUCCGUUCCACGCGCAAGAGCGGCAGUCUUAAUGGCAUUGAUACCAUUGACCGCCCUGAAAUGGAAUCGGUGAAUCUCGCUGUUGUUCCCGAAAAUGGCGAGCCUGUUACUCGUGCUACUACCACAAGCAAGCGCCUUGUUACUAUUCCUGGCAGUGACCCCAAGCCUGGUGAAUACUGGAUGCAGCCUUCUUUCGCUGAGCUGAGCAAGUUGAGCCGUGACCAAUUGAGACGUGUUGUAGACUUUACUGUCGGUCGUCAAAACUGCGGAGACGUCACCUUCAAUGGCCCUGUUGAUCUCAACGGCACUGAUCUCAGUGACCUUUUCGGCACUAUUGUUGAUAUCGGGCUUCGCAAGAUUACUGUUUACCCAGAUGAAGCCACCAAGCCUCCUAUGGGCAAGGGACUCAAUGUGCCUUCCACCUUGCGUAUUGAGAACUCAUGGCCCCGUGGCCGUGACAAGAAGAAGCCUGCCCCUAUUACCAGCGGACCUUUGUUUGAUAAGCACAUUGACCGUCUUCAGAAGGUUACCGACACCGAGUUCGUUGACUACGAAGUUGAUACUGGCACUUGGGUUUUCAUUGUGCCUCACUUCACCACUUAUGGACUUGACUAUGAUGAGGAUGAAGAAGGUGAGAGCCUUGACCAAAGCACUAUGAGUGCAGGCCCUGAUAAUCACACUCCCAAGCCUCAGCGCGAUCAUCCCGUCAGCUUUGAGCAGUCAGCCACUUUUUCUAUCGACGAAUCAUUCGUGGGAUCGAUGGCUGGCAUGGAUGAUGAUACCUUUGAUUUCAAGAAGCACAAACUGGUUCCUGGAUCUUUUGGCAAUCAGGCUGUGGCUAAUGAAGACCAUGAGAUGGUUUCUGAGGGCGAGACUGAGUCUUUUUUAGAGGAAGGCUCCGCGGGUUCGAUUAUUGAGCAUGACGACGAUGUCACUGUGAGCCAACAAUCUGGCGACUCGAUAUUUGGAUCUGAUGAACAUGAGGAAAUGGACAUGGCGGGUUCUUUCCCCAACCUUCAUCGCACCGUGGAGCACGACGAUGACCAGAGCAGUAUUCUGGAUACCACCCAGCCCAUGUUUAGGCCUUUCGGCACCCCUCCCAAACCCAGUCUAAACCUUAGUGGGGAUUGGACUGAGCAGCUUCAGCGAACUAUAAGCCCUCGGAAACAGAAUCGUGACGCGCUGCGGGAGAUACAGGCAAAUGCCUUUACUGACCGACACCUCUUCAAUGACGAUUCGCCAAGUGAGAAAAUGGCCUCUCCAAAGAAGGGAUUCACCAACAGCAUCGACUUGAUGAACUCGCUGUUUCAGCAGCAGCCUAAGAAGCAAAACACUGCUUCUCAGCUGAACGCGUCAAAAUCGCAGCCUAAGGGCUUUGAGUGGCCAUAUCCCAAACAACCAAAAACCUUUGCCGACGAUACCACCCCUAUGGAUCUAAAGGACCUCGCUUUCCACGAAUCCUUCAAACCCCGCUGGGGUCCUUUGGACUCCAUUGUUUGCGCCAAAGGUGACUUUACAGCGCCUAUUCAGGGCGCCGGUAACCGUUGGCAUGAACGCUUCUCGAUCUUCAGUGAGGGAAGAGAUGUGGCCGUCAUGGACUACAAUCAGCCCAUCGAGUCUAAGGAAAUGCUUGACAUCCAAAGGCAGCAGUCUACCAUUCAGCGCGUGGAUGGAACACCAUUAGUCCGUAUGGCUAAGAUCAAUAUCCACCAAUUCGCGCUUUCCCAUGGCACAGAAGAGGAGCGAUUAAUCUGGCAGCUGACCAACAUUCUGUUCAACGAGGAUAUCGAGGACGACAUUUCUGCGGGUGUUCCUCCACAGCUGCGAUCUAAUUUUGCUCAUCGCAUUAAGAAGGAUCGGUUGACACGUCUGUGGAAGGGUAUCAUUCGCGACCGACAUGCCCAUGACCAGGAUCACAUUCGGUCCCCAGAGGAGCGCGCCGUUCAUCUUCUUUGCUCUCACAGAGUUGAGGAGGCUUGCAAAACCUUGGUGGAUAGUCAAAACAUUCACCUUGCUACCUUGGUUGCUCAGAUAGGUCGGGAUGGUACCUCGAGGGCUGAUAUGGCUAAACAAAUCGAGGUCUGGCGUCAAAACAAUGUUCUCUCUGAAAUGACCGAGCCUGUUCGUGCUCUCUACGAGUUGGUUGCUGGUAAUGGUCUGCGCAGUGAGGGUAAAUCUGGCGGUGCGCUGGAGGAUCGAGCUUCUAGCUUCGGUUUCACUGACCGCUUCGAGUUGGACUGGCUGCAGGCUUUUGGUCUUCGUCUCUGGUACUCGACUACUGAAGAUGAGCCGAUUGAGGCCGCUGUUGCUAAGUUCCUCGAUGACUUGGCUACUGGUCUUGAGCCUGCUUUCCCACACCCUGCGCACCGUGCGGGUACUCGUGCAGCUGUACAGCCUGGUUCAGAUACCGUGGGCCGUGAAUCUCCACUUUGGGUCCUGCUUAAAAUUUACUCUGCUGUCAAUGGUAACACAAAGAUUCCUUCUAUUGAGCUUCCCGCUGCUCUCCUUCCAGAGUCUCUGUCCGGUGAUGUUCUGAGCAACCGCCUAUCAUUCCAAUUCCACCAUGUCCUCGUUACAGUAGUAGGACAGAACAACGCCGUCAAGAUCAACCAAGUCCAAACCGAUCGUCUUGUCUGGGACUAUGCCUCCGAACUCAUUGCUGGCGGAGAACUUGCUCCUGCUCUUUUCGUUCUGCUACACCUUUCACAGCCCGACGAUCGCAAGCGUGCUGUGCAAGAAACUCUCGCCCGAUUCGGCCCUCACCUUCCCGACCCUACACUCCAGGGUGAGGCUGGACCUGACUCUGCCUGGCAACAUCUAACCACGGACCUGCAGCUUCCAGAUGCAUGGAUCUGGGUUGCCAAGGCCCUCGAUGCCCGUGACCGUGGUGAUGCCAUCCGUGAAGUCGACUGCCUUAUCCGCGGCAGACACUGGAACGAUGCCCAUGCUACCUUCUGUCGUGUGGUCGGUCCUACCACCAUCAUCUCACGAGACUACGACACCCUUGACCAACUUGUCACUGGAUUCGGUGAAGGGCCCGAGCGCAAGAUGCGCGGCUGGUCAUCUGGCGGUGGUAUCUACGAAGAUUUCCUGCGCUUAGCUACUGCUCCUCGCGGUAGACGCGACCCAACCCGAUUGAGCCGCCUGGUAAAUGCCCUCGUAGCCAUGGGUGAUCGUGUUAGCACUGGCUCCGGCAUGGAUGGCCUCGAAGAACGUGUUGCUUUCAAGGAGAUGAGCCGCACAUUGGCUAGCUGGAUGACUCAUGAAGAUGUUCAGUCCAUUGAUUCUUCUUCGGCUCUGCGUCUACCUUUAACCGGCGAUGCUCGCAUGCAACAGACUUUGGAAAUAAGCAGACGUUAUUACGGCACCAUCAUGGCUGGUGGUUUCUAA
Molecule: messenger RNA, 5982 nt
Organism: Penicillium angulare
Lineage: Eukaryota; Fungi; Ascomycota; Eurotiomycetes; Eurotiales; Aspergillaceae
Exons: 6
Coding region: 1-5982 (1993 amino acids)
Biological process (GO): post-transcriptional tethering of RNA polymerase II gene DNA at nuclear periphery; RNA export from nucleus; protein import into nucleus
Cellular component (GO): nuclear pore; nuclear pore cytoplasmic filaments
Molecular function (GO): structural constituent of nuclear pore
Source: RefSeq, a predicted model, not a curated record